Vombatus ursinus (common wombat) is the source of this 3486-nucleotide messenger RNA. It is a transcript of the gene TNIP1, whose product is annotated as TNFAIP3 interacting protein 1. The transcript has 18 exons. Bases 132 to 2012 code for a protein of 626 amino acids. The record is from RefSeq and is a predicted model, not a curated record. Gene Ontology annotation, biological process: negative regulation of canonical NF-kappaB signal transduction; regulation of transcription by RNA polymerase II; cellular response to lipopolysaccharide. NCBI's taxonomy places the organism in Eukaryota, Metazoa, Chordata, Mammalia, Diprotodontia, Vombatidae.
UGUGUUCCUUCCUGCAGUCUCUCAGUCAGCUGAGGAGGAUUCGGAUUGCAACCCCUACCCUGAGACCCUUCCCCUCUCUCGCCCUUUGAAACUGUCAGGUGGGCACGAAGUCUGGUGGCUAAGCUGCCCCCAUGGAAGGGCGAGGACCGUAUCGGAUCUACGACCCCGGUGGUGAGGGCAAGCAAGGAGAGGCAUCUGCAGCUUUUGAGCAUCUAGUGGAGGAGAAUUCUCGACUGAAGGAAAAAAUGCAAGGGAUAAAGAUGUUAGGGGAACUGUUGGAAGAAUCUCAGAUGGAGGCAUCCAAGCUGCGUCAAAAGGUAGAGGAACUGGCCAAGGACAAUGAGCUUCUCCAGCCAUCUCCUCCCUCAUCUUCCUUUGACCACCUAGCUGAGCUCACAGGAGGGAAUGUAAACCAUGAGUUGCCUCCAGUUAGCCCAGCUGGUUCCAAGAAUGAGCAAGCACCUGCAGUUCAGAAGACUCCAUCCAGUGGUACCUCAUCUGAGUUUGAAGUUGUCUCCCCAGAGGAACAAAAAUUGCCUUCAUGUGGCAGUGAUAACAAUUGCCUGUUGGACCUGGCACCCUUGCCCAAAGAGGACAGCAACCUGAUGCUACAUUUGCAGCGGCUGGAGAGCACCCUAAGUGUCUGUGCCGAGGAGCCUGAUCAUACCCAGGUCUUCACCCACCUGGGCCGCAUGGCCCUGGAAUUCAACCGGCUAGCCUCUAAGGUGCACAAGAAUGAGCAGAGAACCUCCAUCCUUCAGACACUGUGUGAGCAGCUCCGGAAUGAGAAUGAGGCCCUAAAAUCCAAAUUGGAAAAGGACCUAGAGCAGAGGGACCAGGCCACAGAGAAGCUUCGGGAAGAGAACCUGGAGCUAAAGAAGUUGGUUAUGAGCAGUAGUGGCAAAGAGGGAGCCACUGAGCCCGCCAGUGGACUAAGAACGGAAGUCUCAGGCCGGAAAUCGUUGGCUAGGCAGCAGCAGGCUGGUAUGAGCCCAGGUAAUAUUCCUGAAGCAGGGACUGUGGGAGCUAUUGAGAAGAAAGUGAAGAUCCUUGAGCAGCAGCGGAGUGAGCUUCUGGAAGUGAACAAGCAGUGGGACCAGCAUUUUCGUUCUAUGAAGCAGCAGUAUGAACAGAAGAUCACAGAGCUGCGACAGAAGCUGGCCGAUUCUCAGAAGCUGGUGAGCGAACUGGAGGCUGACCGAGAGCAGAAGCAGCGAGAUUUUGACAGAAAGCUUCUCCUGGCCAAGUCCAAGAUUGAAAUGGAGGAGGCUGAUAAAGAGAGAUUAACAGCAGAAGGCAAGGACCUGAGACAGAGGGCUAAGUACCUCCAGGAUCAGCUGGCUCCCCUUACUCGACAGCGGGAAUACCAGGAGAAGGAGAUCCAGCGUCUGAACAAGGCCCUGGAGGAAGCCUUGAACAUUCAGGCCUCUCCAUCCCCUACACCUACUGCCUUUGGAAGUCCUGAGGGACCAGGAGGGCUCCUUCGGAAACAAGAGCUGCUCACCCAGAAUGAGUUAUUGAAGCAACAGGUAAAGAUCUUUGAAGAGGACUUUCAAAGAGAACGGAGCGAUCGUGAACGAAUGAAUGAGGAAAAAGAAGAGUUGAAGAAGCAGUUGGAGAAGCUUCGGGCCCAGCUAAAGGCUUUCAAGGAGGAAGAGAAAGCCAGGGAAGCCCUCAGGCAGCAAAAGCGGAAGAUGAAGGCCUCAGGAGAAAGAUACCACAUGGACCCCCUCCAGGAGCAUAUCUGUGGGGCCUAUCCCUAUGCAUACCAAGCAGUACCCCCACUCCUGCACCACCAUGGUUUUGAGGACUGGUCAGAAAUCCGAUACCCACCACCACCAAUGGCCACAGAGCAUCCACCUCCAAUCCCCAACUCCCGCCUGUUCCAUCUGCCAGAAUAUGCUUGGCGGCCCCCUUGUGGUGUGAUGAGGAACCAGAGCUCCCAAGUUGAUGCUGCCCUGGUCCAGCCUUCAGAGCCUGAACCGACUGAUCACGGAUUGCCAAAGAACUAGAGGCCAAUGUAACCGUAUGACCAGAGCUGCUAUUGAAACCGAAUUGAUGGGGCAGUAGGAGCACAGGGUGGGGACCGGGCCUUAUGUCUGUCCUCUUCACCUCACCCCCAAUCUGGACUCUUCACAGACCACUGGGUUUUCUGCUUGUUAGGAGCUCUUUGUUUUCCAGCGGGAGUGCCUGUGGAAGACUUUUAUUUCCUGUCUAGAAAUAGGAAAGGUGGGAUAAGAGGGGAGCUGGGGUCUAGAUCUCAGAGAAAAGGAGACUGAAGCUACGUGGCUCUGACACUCCACAGUUGGUCAGAAUCCUCUAGAUAACACUGUCAGGAGCUACUGACUGUAGUUUUCCCUUUCCGACUCUUCUUCCCAAAUGGACACAUCCUGUCUUGAGCCAGUGUAAUAUGUGUUGGUCAAGGUAUAGAUCUUUGUUUUCAGACUUUAAAAGUCACUUCCCAGCAUCUCCCCCCAGAGCAGAUGCUGUAGAGAGCGCUGUUUUGGUUUAGGAGAAAAGAGUUGACAAGAUGUUAAUGUUUCUGGUUAAGAGUAGCCCCAUUUUUGAGCCUUAACUUUUCUCCCAGCCCCUGGUCUUUUCCCUCCAGCCAUUUUGGCUAGAUACUUUGCAGCGUCUUCUGUGCCUCAGUGGUGUGGCAAGUGUUUGGGUUCUCUGCUUGUGGUCACCAUGGUCUUUCCCUCAGUAGUUCCCAAAGUUUGAAAUGGACUUGGGUGUGGCUUUGGGAUGAGAAUAGGUAAAAGGAGAGCACUGUGGUGGCAUGGACUGGAGUGUGAUUGGGUGGCCCAGGCCAGCUGUUGGGACAAUUCUGAGACAGAAAACAAAGCUGAGGUUUUUACCCGGUUUUUCUUCACAUCCUUUUUCUUACCUCAUGGAGGGCUAGAGUAUGGUGUUCUGUGCUCUCUGACAUCCUAAGUCAUUCCCCAGCCUGUGCACUUUUGCCACUUAGCCUUUCUCCCUGGUCCCAUCUCCCAUUUCUUCAUCCUUUCCAUGAAUGAGCCUGGGGAUGAGCUUUCCCAUUCCCUUCACCUUUGGGAAGAACCAGCCAGGGGCUUUGUGGAGCCAGCCAAGUUCCCACUGUCUCUCUUCUGAGAUCCACCCCCCUACUAUAGCUCCACGCUUUUGACUUUCCUUAGGAAAGUCCUACUUUUGUAGAUGAAUUCUCUGGACACAAGCUAGUGAAGCACCUUGGGGUCUAAGACUAUGGAAGUCACAGCACAUUUGAAGAUGAAAAGAUAAGCCCUUGGCUUCUCAUCAGGGCAGUAUGUUAAGUUAUGAUUUUCAUCAUUGAGUCAUGAUGCACUACUUGUGCGAGGCUGAAGGGCUACCUGUGUGCUCCUCUCAGACCCACUGGCCAAUCUCCCACUGAUCUCUCCCCUCUGAGGUCAGGGACUGUUGUUUGCCACUUCUAUUUUCUCUUCUCCAGGACUCUGUACAUAGUAGGUCCUCAAUAAAGAGUUGAAUGAA